Danio rerio (zebrafish) is the source of this 1615-nucleotide messenger RNA. RefSeq names its product ARF interacting protein 2b (gene arfip2b). The record is from RefSeq and is marked provisional. Gene Ontology annotation, biological process: intracellular protein localization. NCBI's taxonomy places the organism in Eukaryota, Metazoa, Chordata, Actinopteri, Cypriniformes, Danionidae. Gene Ontology annotation, molecular function: protein domain specific binding; phosphatidylinositol-4-phosphate binding. Gene Ontology annotation, cellular component: cytosol; Golgi apparatus; trans-Golgi network membrane.
AAUACAAACAAGCCGCCGGACAUAGUGGAAUCGGUUGAACAUGCGAAUAAACGCUUGCUUGUGAUUUAACAUAAACUCAGCCUUCAUGAAUGCACGCUGUUAUUGUCUCUGCACUCUUUCGGAAGUGUCAGGGUUUGAUUGCGCGUGAACCAGGAUAAAUAUCCAGCACGCGUGACAAAUAGCUCAUCCUAGAGAAGGAAACGCACAGUAACACUCAAGUAUGGCGGACAGUAUGAUGAGUAAAGCCGCCACAAUGGAGAUUCCUAUUAGCAGUAAUGGGGACUCUCGAAAUCUGGCAGAAGAUGACAGUUUGGAGCAGGCUGCAAAGAUUCAGUGGAGCUUAAGAGAGAAGGACUUGCAGCAGGUAAUGGUGUCUGGGCCCAACUUAAAUGAGACCAGCAUCGUAUCAGGUGGUUACGGCGGUACAACAGAAGGCAUCAUUCCAACCAGCUCCAUCAAAGGGUCCAAUAUGGAUUAUGUCGGUAGCAAUUCCUCAAUGGCAGCAGAAGAAGCCACAAGAGGCGUUGCUGUGGAGAAAUUUGACAUAAUGAAGAAAUGGGGUCUGAACACAUACAAGUGCACCAAACAAAUGAUCUCUGAGAGGUUUGGCCGAGGAUCACGUACUGUGGAUUUGGAGCUGGAGGCUCAGAUUGAGGUUUUGCGGGAAACCAAACGGAAGUACGAGAAUGUGCUGCGUUUAGCACGAGCGCUAACCAACCACUUUUACAGCAUGGUGCAGACGCAACACGCCCUUGGAGACACUUUUGCCGACCUCAGUCAGAAGUCCCCAGAACUUCGGGAUGAGUUUGGAUACAAUGCAGAAACGCAAAAGUUGUUGUGCAAGAAUGGAGAGACUCUGCUUGGUGCCAUCAAUUUUUUUGUGUCCAGCAUCAACACACUUGUGAACAAAACGAUGGAAGACACACUGAUGACUAUCAAGAUGUAUGAGAAUGCCAGGCUGGAGUUCGACGCGUACAGGGCAGAUCUGGAGGAGUUGAACAUGGGCCCACGGGACGCUGUUACUAUGGCUCGUAUCGAGGCUGCUCAGCAGCAGUACCAGAUCCACAAGGACAAAUAUGAACGUCUCCGCAGUGAUGUCACCAUCAAAAUUAAGUUCCUAGAAGAAAAUAAGGUCAAAGUGAUGCACAAGCAACUUCUGCUGUUCCAUAAUGCCAUCUCUGCCUACUUUGCUGGAAACCAGCAGCAGCUGGAACAGACCCUCAAGCAGUUCAACAUUAAACUCAAACCACCAGGGGCCGACAAACCCUCUUGGCUGGAGGAACAGUGAAAGUGCUCCAUUACCCCUGGUUUCCUGUUGUAUUUCUUUAGCCCCGCAGAGCAACACAGUAGGACCCUGAGAGACCAGCGAUCUGAGAUGCUAGAAGAGACAAGGCUCCAACAGAGAGCCCCUUUCACACUAACUCUCUUUACACUUCUCUUCCUUUAUUCUUCUUCUCAUCCUAUUCCUGCUCUGAGACUGUUUUCAAGUGUCUGAAUUGUGACCAGUCCUUAAAGCUCCAAUCAAAUGUCAAGGGUAUCCAGUGCAAGCUUCAUCCUUAUAAAUGUCAUUAAACCGACUGAAAAAAAAACUUCUGAUAUAUCAGUCAGAACAGCA